Microthlaspi erraticum is the source of this 495-nucleotide messenger RNA. NCBI's taxonomy places the organism in Eukaryota, Viridiplantae, Streptophyta, Magnoliopsida, Brassicales, Brassicaceae. The record is from the annotation of a GenBank genome assembly.
AUGCGAGCCGUUCCAUCAACCUAUCACCUCUGCGUCAAAUUUCCGACCCCAGGAGGAAUAAAGACGCUCUGGGGGGACCAGAAGGAAUCGCGGAUAUGCUUCAUGUCCGAACAUAAAACCGACGAACCAUCCUGCGAUGCCGUGAUCCAAGUUUGCAUUGACGAGGAACACCCAGAACGCUGCGUAGUGAUUGGAGCUCAACAUGAAGAAACAUUGAGAGCGGAAUUUUUCGCGCUUCUAAAGGAAAACAUCAACGCCUUUGCGUGGACCGCGGAAGACAUGCCAGGAAUUGAAAUAAACAUAACAUGUCACGAGCUGAAUGUCGAUCCAACGUUCAAGCCAGUCAAGCAGAAGAGACGGAAGCUAGAAGCAGAGCGAGUUAAAGCUGUGAAUGAUGAAGUAGAGCGACUUCUGAAAGUUGGAUCGAUUGCCGAAGCAAAAUACCCAGAUUGGCUCGCCAACCCUGUUGUUGUGAAGAAGAAGAAUGGAAACUGA